Nematolebias whitei (Rio pearlfish) is the source of this 814-nucleotide messenger RNA. It is a transcript of the gene atp5po, whose product is annotated as ATP synthase peripheral stalk subunit OSCP. The transcript is spliced from 7 exons. Lineage: Eukaryota; Metazoa; Chordata; Actinopteri; Cyprinodontiformes; Rivulidae. Gene Ontology annotation, molecular function: proton-transporting ATP synthase activity, rotational mechanism. Bases 39 to 668 code for a protein of 209 amino acids. Gene Ontology annotation, biological process: proton motive force-driven mitochondrial ATP synthesis. The record is from RefSeq and is a predicted model, not a curated record.
GCAGUCGCUUGUUCUACUCUGGACAGCUGUAGGAGAAAAUGGCAGCGUUCAUGCUAGGACAGCAGGCCCGUCAGUUCAGCACAUCUGUGGUCAGACCUGUAGCAAAACUGGUCAAGCCUCCCAUCCAGGUAUAUGGAGUGGAGGGUCGCUAUGCCACUGCUCUGUUCUCAGCUGCCAGUAAGCAGAACAAACUGGACCAAGUAGAGCAGGAGUUGGGAAAACUUUCUACCCUGAUCAAGGACCCCAAGAUGUCCAGUAUUUUAAUGAAUCCUCAUGUCAAGCGCAACAUGAAGCAGAAGGUUUUUGGUGAUGCUCUUUCAAAGGCCAAGGUUUCACCCAUCACUGUCAACCUCAUCAAUGUUCUGGCUGAUAAUGGUCGUCUUCCUCUAACUGGGGAUGUUAUCAGUGCUUUUGGCAAAAUGAUGAGUGCACAUCGUGGAGAGGUCAUCUGUUCGGUCACGACUGCUCAGCCUUUGGAUGAAGCUAAUCUUACUGAACUGAAAGUAGCUCUGAAAGCUUUUCUACAGAAAGGUGAAACUAUCAAGCUGGAGUCAAAGUCCGAUCCGUCGAUCCUGGGAGGCAUGAUUGUCAGUAUUGGAGACAGAUAUGUGGACAUGUCCACCAAAACAAAGAUCCAGAAGCUGACCAAGCUUAUCAAGGAGGCUUAAGUCCUGUGGACUUCAUGUUGGAAAUGUGACCAUCAGAGGAGAUGCUGACAGAUUGAUAUUCCUACUUGUCCAAGCACUGGUUGCUUCAUUAAUCCAGUGUUUUGUGCUUAAGUUCUAUAGAUGUUAAUAAAAACUACAAAAAUGGA